CUCACUGCUCCUCUCUUGGCUGCAGCCAAGAAAUGAGCUGGGCUCUGUGAAAAAGGAUGCAAGUCCUCAGCAGGAAGGCUCUGGAUCUGCAGUGUUGUUUCCUGAGCCGUGCCUUAGACUCUGUUGCUGAGGUUUCUGAGGGGGCACAGGACGGGGUUGGAGCUGGGCAAAGAGCUCAAAACGAGACGGGGCAAAGGGCAGCUCUCUGUGGGUUGCACCCCCUUUUAGGCCAUAUCCACCUGCCCCAACAUGAGCUCCUCAGUGGGCUGCAGUUUAGAGAUCUGAUCCACUCUGCCACACCGGGGGCUGCAGCAGGACAGCCUGCUUCCCCGUGGUCCUGGCCACAGGCUUCAGGGGAAAUUCUGUCCUGGUGCCUGGAGGACCUCCUUCUUCCUUUGUCACUGACCUUAGUGUCUGCAAGGGUUGUUUUCAUCUCAUUUUCUCACUCCUCUCUGACGAUUGCUGAUGUGCAGCAGCUUUUUCCUUUCUUAAACCUGUGUCCCAGCUGGCUUUUACCCCCAAUCAAUGGCCUGCAGCUGGGCUGGCGCUGGGGAGGGACAGGGACAGGGACUGCUGCAUUCCCCCAAACCUACCCUGCCAUUUCUCUUGUCCCAGCAGGUUCCAGUUUGACAUCUACCUUUCAGCUGUGAUUGUCCCAGCCUGCAGGAGGGCAGGAAAUGGCCACGGCACAUCCAGCUGAGGAACCCGUGACCUUCGUGGAGGUGGCAGUGUAUUUCAGCAGGGAGGAGUGGGAGCUGCUGCAUCCUGCACAGCGAGUGCUCUACCGGGACGUGAUGCUGGAGACGUAUGAGUCCAUAACUUCACUGGGACUCCUUCCAUCCCCCAAACCCGUGGUGAUCUCCCAGCUUGAAGAAGGGGAAGAUCCCUGGAUCCCAGAUCUGCAUGGCGUGGAGGAUGUGACAGGAGACCUCAGCCCAGCAGGUGACAGGAUCACAAAAGCAGCGGAGCCUCUUCAGAAAGGUGGCGUGGCCCAAAGGCAGCUGAAUGCUGUCUCUGUGGGAAAAACCAGAAGGGGCGUGCAAAAGGGCCUGGAGCAUGGAAAGCAUCUCAAGAAGCCACUGAAAACCCAUCGAGGAAAUGGAGCUCGGAAGCCCCUAGAUGGCAGCAAAGGUCAAAAGGAGGCUAAAGAACUGACAAUGAAGCAAGGCUGCCAGAAGAAAUUGGAGAACCAAUGUGACGAGUGUGGAAGAAUCUUUAAAAGUCAUUCCUAUCUUCUUAAGCACCGGCGCAUCCACACAGGAGACAAACCCUACAAGUGCGCUGAGUGUGGGAAGAGCUACAUAAAAAGUUCCAGUCUUGUUAUACACCAGCGGAUUCACACAGGAGAGAGACCCUACAACUGCUUGGAGUGUGAGCAGAGCUUCAGCGACAGCUCUUCACUCAUCUACCAUCAAUAUGUUCACAAAGGAGAGAAACCCUACAAGUGCCCUGAGUGUGGGAAGGGCUUCAUAAAGAUUUCUGUACUCAAUUUGCACAAAUGGAUUCAUAAAGAAGAGAGACCCUACAAGUGUCCUGAGUGUGGGAAGGGCUUCAUAAGGAGUUUUUCAUUCAAUCUGCAUAAACGGAUCCACGCAGGAGAGAGACCCUACAAGUGCCCUGAGUGUGGGAAGAGCUUCCCUUCGAGUUAUAGAUUCAAUGCGCACAAAUGGAUCCACACAGGAGAGAUGCCCUACAAGUGCCCUGAGUGUGGGAAGGGCUUCCAGUCGAGAUAUAGACUCAAAUUGCACAAACGGAUCCACACAGGAGAGAGACCCUACAAGUGUCCUGACUGUGCAAAGGCCUUCGAGAGCUGUUCUGACCUUAGAUCACACAAGUGUGUCCACAAAGGAGACAAGCUGUAGCAGUGCAGAAACUACAACAAGCGGAGGGAGUUGGUGGUGUUCAGCCUGGAGAAGAGAAGGCUCCAGGGAGACCUUGUUGCAGCCCUCCAGUACCAAAAGUGGGCCUACAAGAAAGCAGGAGAGAGACACUUUAUUAGGGAGUGUAUUGGUAAGACAAGGAGGAACGACUUUAAACUCAAAGAGGGAGGGCAGGAAAUGGCCACGGCACAUCCAGCUGAGGAACCCGUGACCUUCGUGGAGGUGGCGGUGUAUUUCAGCAGGGAGGAGUGGGAGCUGCUGCAUCCUGCACAGCGAGUGCUCUACCGGGACGUGAUGCUGGAGACGUAUGAGUCCAUAACUUCGCUGGGACUCCUUCCAUCCCCCAAACCCGUGGUGAUCUCCCAGCUUGAAGAAGGGGAAGAUCCCUGGAUCCCAGAUCUGCAUGGCGUGGAGGAUGUGACAGGAGACCUCAGCCCAGCAGGUGACAGGAUCACAAAAGCAGCGGAGCCUCUUCAGAAAGGUGGCGUGGCCCAAAGGCAGCUGAAUGCUGUCUCUGUGGGAAAAACCAGAAGGGGCGUGCAAAAGGGCCUGGAGCAUGGAAAGCAUCUCAAGAAGCCACUGAAAACCCAUCGAGGAAAUGGAGCUCGGAAGCCCCUAGAUGGCAGCAAAGGUCAAAAGGAGGCUAAAGAACUGACAAUGAAGCAAGGCUGCCAGAAGAAAUUGGAGAACCAAUGUGACGAGUGUGGAAGAAUCUUUAAAAGUCAUUCCUAUCUUCUUAAGCACCGGCGCAUCCACACAGGAGACAAACCCUACAAGUGCACUGAGUGUGGGAAGAGCUACAUAAAAAGAUACAAUCUUGUUAUACACCAGCGGAUUCACACAGGAGAGAGACCCUACAAGUGCUUGGAGUGUGAGAAGAGCUUCAGAAGGAGCUCUUCACUCGCCUCCCAUAAGUAUUUUCACACAGGAGAGAGACCUCACAAGUGCUCACAGUGUGAGAAGAGCUACAGAAGAAGAGCAGAUCUCAUCUCCCACCAGGGCUUUCACACAGGAGAGAAGCCCUACAAGUGCCCUGAGUGUGGGAAGGGCUUCAUAAAGAUUUCUGUACUCAAUUUGCACAAAUGGACCCAUAAAGAAGAGAGACCCUACAAGUGUCCUGAGUGUGGGAAGGGCUUCAUAAGGAGUUUUUCAUUCAAUCUGCAUAAACGGAUCCACGCAGGAGAGAGACCCUACAAGUGCCCUGAUUGUGAGAAGACCUUCCAGUCGAAUCAGGGACUCAACUUGCACAAACGGAUCCACACAGGAGAGAGACACUACAAGUGUCCUGAGUGUGGGAAGAGCUUCCCUUCGAGUUAUAGACUCAAUGCGCACAAAUGGAUCCACACAGGAGAGAUGCCCUACAAGUGUCCUGAGUGUGGGAUGAGCUUCCCUUCGAGUUAUAGACUCAAUGCGCACAAAUGGAUCCACACAGGAGACAAACCCUACAAGUGCGCUGAGUGUGGGAAGGGCUUCAUAAGGAUUUCUGUACUCAAUUUGCACAAAUGGAUCCAUAAACAAGAGAGACCCUACAAGUGUCCUGAGUGUGGGAAGGGCUUCAUAAGGAGAUUUUUAUUCAAUCUGCAUAAACGGAUCCACACAGGAGAGAGACUGUACAAGUGCCCUGAUUGUGAGAAGACCUUCCAGUCGAAUCAUAGACUCAACUUGCACAAACGGAUCCACACAGGAGAGAGACCCUACAAGUGUCCUGAGUGUGGGAAGAGCUUCCCUUCGAGUUAUAGACUCAAUGAGCACAAAUGGAUCCACACAGGAGAGAUGCCCUACAAGUGCCCUGAGUGUGGGAAGGGCUUCCAGUCGAGAUAUAGACUCAAAUUGCACAAACGGAUCCACACAGGAGAGAGACCCUACAAGUGUCCUGACUGUGCAAAGGCCUUCGAGAGCUGUUCUGACCUUAGAUCACACAAGUGUGUCCACAAAGGAGACAAGCUGUACAGGAGGCUUGGAAUUCGAUACUCUUUACGGCAACCCAAGCUGUUGUAUGAUUAUGAUCUCUCCCCAGUGAAGCUGGUUGUGACCGUGUUGGUUUUCUCACGCUGCUCCCUCCCUUGCAGCAUCGACUUCCUGGAACCCGUGACCUUCGUGGAGGUGGCAGUGUAUUUCAGCAGGGAGGAGUGGGAGCUGCUGCAUCCUGCACAGCGAGUGCUCUACCGGGACGUGAUGCUGGAGACGUAUGAGUCCAUAACUUCGCUGGGACUCCUUCCAUCCCCCAAACCCGUGGUGAUCUCCCAGCUUGAAGAAGGGGAAGAUCCCUGGAUCCCAGAUCUGCAUGGCGUGGAGGAUGUGACAGGAGACCUCAGCCCAGCAGGUGACAGGAUCACAAAAGCAGCGGAGCCUCUUCAGAAAGGUGGCGUGGCCCAAAGGCAGCUGAAUGCUGUCUCUGUGGGAAAAACCAGAAGGGGAGUGCAAAAGGGCCUGGAGCAUGGAAAGCAUCUCAAGAAGCCACUGAAAACCCAUCGAGGAAAUGGAUCUCGGAAGCCCCUAGAUGGCAGCAAAGGUCAAAAGGAGGCUAAAGAACUGACAAUGAAGCAAGGCUGCCAGAAGAAGUUGGAGAACCAAUGUGACAAGUGUGGAGGAAUCUUUAAAAGUCAUUCCUAUCUUCUUAUGCAUCAACGCAUCCACACAGGAGACAAACCUUACAAGUGCACUGAGUGUGGGAAGAGCUACCUAACAAGUUCCAGUCUUGUUAUACACCAGCGGAUUCACACAGGAGAGAGACCCUACAAGUGCUUGGAGUGUGAGAAGAGCUUCAGAAGCAACUCUGCACUCACCUCCCAUAAGUAUUUUCACACAGGAGAGAGACGUCACAAGUGCUCACAGUGUGAGAAGAGCUACAGAAGAAGAGUAGAUCUCAUCUCCCACCAGGGCUUUCACACCGGAGAGAAGCCCUACAAAUGCCCUGAGUGUGGGAAAGGCUUCAUAAGGAGUUUUUUAUUCAAUCUGCAUAAGCGGAUCCACGCAGGAGAGAGACCCUACAAGUGCCCUGAUUGUGAGAAGACCUUCCAGUCGAAUCAUAGACUCAACUUGCACAAACGGAUCCACACAGGAGAGAGACACUACAAGUGUCCUGAGUGUGGGAAGAGCUUCCGUUCGAGUUAUAGACUGAAUGCGCACAAAUGGAUGCACACAGGAGAGAUGCCCUACAAGUGUCCUGAGUGUGGGAAGAGCUUCCCUUCGAGUUAUAGACUCAAUGCGCACAAAUGGAUCCACACAGGAGAGAUGCCCUACAAGUGCCCUGAGUGUGGGAAGGGCUUCAUAAAGAUUUCUGUACUCAAUUUGCACAAAUGGACCCAUAAAGAAGAGAGACCCUACAAGUGUCCUGAGUGUGGGAAGGGCUUCAUAAGGAGUUUUUUAUUCAAUCUGCAUAAACGGAUCCACGCAGGAGAGAGACCCUACAAGUGCCCUGAUUGUGAGAAGACCUUCCAGUCGAAUCAUGGACUCAACUUGCACAAACGGAUCCACACAGGAGAGAGACACUACAAGUGUCCUGAGUGUGGGAAGAGCUUCCCUUCGAGUUAUAGACUCAAUGCGCACAAAUGGAUCCACACAGGAGAGAUGCCCUACAAGUGUCCUGAGUGUGGGAAGGGCUUCCAGUCGAGAUAUAGACUCAAAUUGCACAAACGGAUCCACACAGGAGAGAGACCCUACAAGUGUCCUGACUGUGCAAAGGCCUUCGAGAGCUGUUCUGACCUUAGAUCACACAAGUGUGUCCACAAAGGAGACAAGCUGUAGCAGUGCAGAAACUGUAAAAACAUUGUGUGUGCGUGUGCAUGAGUUCCUCUCUCAGAAAUUUCUGAGAAGGCCCGUGGAAGAGACUGCCCUCUGAUAAAGGUGACCAUUUCAUCCCUUGUCUGGGAAAUGCCUUUUCUCAGGGGUGUGAAAGGGGAAAGGGAAGGGGAAGAAUAAAAUACCUGAUUUGUCCCAGA
This is a messenger RNA of Anas platyrhynchos (mallard), 5821 nucleotides long. The record is from RefSeq and is a predicted model, not a curated record. Lineage: Eukaryota; Metazoa; Chordata; Aves; Anseriformes; Anatidae.